Perkinsus marinus ATCC 50983 is the source of this 1986-nucleotide messenger RNA. Its product is annotated as glycerol-3-phosphate acyltransferase, putative. Gene Ontology annotation, molecular function: glycerone-phosphate O-acyltransferase activity; glycerol-3-phosphate O-acyltransferase activity. The transcript has 14 exons. Lineage: Eukaryota; Perkinsozoa; Perkinsida; Perkinsidae. Gene Ontology annotation, biological process: phospholipid biosynthetic process. The coding region runs from base 1 to 1986 and encodes 661 amino acids. Gene Ontology annotation, cellular component: endoplasmic reticulum membrane. The record is from RefSeq and is a predicted model, not a curated record.
AUGUCCUCCUCAUCGGAUUCCCCUAAGAAAGCGAACCCACCAGCAAAAGCACCAGAUGCCACUCCCAGCAGACCCGCACAGUCGGUCGGCUCAGAGGAUGUCCACCGUCCUAGGCCCUUCACCUGGAGCAGCGUCUUAGACCUGUACAACAUCAUGAGGUUCCUCAUCAAGAACUUCAUCAUAAAGGUCUUCUACUCCCGUAUAUCGUACGUUGGUCGCCACCAUAUCCCUCCGAAGGGCGAGGCUGUUAUUUUCGUGUCUAACCAUCCUAACCAGUUCGUUGACGGUGGUAACAUCCUCGCAGCUGUGGACAGUAGGAAGAUACGAUUUAUCACAGCGGCUAAGUCGAUGAGAAGACCUGUCAUUGGGCUCAUUGCCAAGUCCUUUGGAGCGGUGCCUGUGGAGAGAUCCCAAGACCUGGCGUAUGCAGGGAAGGGCACGAUCACCACUAGUACUGAUUCGAAUGGGAAGACUAUUGUUAAAGUGGAGGGAGGCUCAUUCGAUGGCCUUGUUCCUGGGACCAAGCUGAAGACACAGAAUCUUCUACUGCCGAUUGUUCGCAUCAUUGACGAUUCUACAGCAGAGGUACGUGAGGCGGUUGAGUUGAAGGAGCCUACCACAUACAAGAUAUGGCCCAAGCUGGAUCAGCAUCUCAUGUAUGCUAAUGUGUAUAAGAAUCUUGCUGAAGGGAAAGCUAUUGGUAUCUUCCCCGAAGGAGGCUCUCACGAUAAUGUGGGCAGACUGCUCGAGCUGAAGCCAGGUGUAGCUAUCAUGACUCUAGGAGCACUAGCCAGUCCGAAACAUGAGAUCAACAGAAUCACGAUUGUCCCCAUUGGUCUUAACUACUUCGAACCAUAUCGUUUCCGCUCUUCUCUAAUCUGUGAGUUUGGCCGUCCUGUGGUUGUCGAGAAGGACUCACAGCUGUUCCGGGAGUACAUUAAUCCCGAUACUAAGCGUAAGGCGGUGGGGUCACUCAUGCGCGAUAUCGAGACUGCUAUGCUCGGUUGUAUUAUACCAGCGGCGAGUUAUGAUACCCUCCAGGCGAUACAGACCGCCACCAAGCUCUAUAUGGGUCCGAUGAGUGCGAAAAUAACUACUGGAGAGAAAAUGGAGAUAUCAAAGAGGAUGGCGAGAGUGAUGAAUUCCAAGUAUAUGGAAGAGGACGAGAAGUUGCGUCAGCUUAUGGAACAAAUACAGGAUUAUAAUUUGGAGCUCAAGACCAAUCAUAUAAGAGAUAGAGAUGUGCAGAAUAUCCAAGCGCAGAGUAUAGGGUUCUUCCCAGAGGCUCUGUGGUACUUCCAGCGAAUAGUGAUUAUUCUACUAUCAAUGUUCAUCGCUAUCCCUUCGUUAAUGCUCUUCGCUCCAGUGGCGAGGAUCUGCCAGAGCCUUUCACUCAAGGAGAAGUCCCGUGCAUUGGCUGCGAGUUCGGUGAAGUACAAGGCAUUCGAUGUCGUUGCCUCGUAUAAGAUCUUGGUGGCAAUAGUUAUCGUACCGAUAUACAAUCUCUUACUCUCUAUCGUAUUGGUCAAGAUGGUGCCCUUCUUUUCUCUUAUAUCCCUGCCCUUUGUGUACUUCGUGUUCACUCCGGUGGCCCAGUACUUGGCGGUUAUAGCUUCUGAUGCAUUUGUGGGGAACAUUAGGAGGAUAGCAAGACGUAUUAGGAUUUACAAGAAGGGUCGGCGAACACUUCGUGAACACCGUAACCGUCUAGUUCGUAAACUACGUAUAGCGGUGAACGAGUACGGGCCUAAAGUCUUGGGACCUGACUUUGAAGAAAAGCGGAUUCUGAAAAAUGAGGAUGUGGAGAAUAUAGAAGACACACAGGUCUCUAGUUUGGCCUCGGCCGCUAGGAGUUAUUUGGGAUCGGUCAAGCAAGACUUGCAUGAUUUUGAUGUCGAUGUGAUCCCGGAAGAUUUGGUGGAGAUCAUAUCGUCUGUAUUCUCUACUGCUGGUCACGCUGUCAGACGGGAGGUGUCAAUGGAAUAG